Messenger RNA from Suncus etruscus (white-toothed pygmy shrew), 1679 nucleotides. RefSeq names its product Sp8 transcription factor (gene SP8). NCBI's taxonomy places the organism in Eukaryota, Metazoa, Chordata, Mammalia, Eulipotyphla, Soricidae. The record is from RefSeq and is a predicted model, not a curated record. Gene Ontology annotation, molecular function: RNA polymerase II cis-regulatory region sequence-specific DNA binding; DNA-binding transcription factor activity, RNA polymerase II-specific. Gene Ontology annotation, biological process: regulation of transcription by RNA polymerase II. The transcript has 2 exons. The coding region runs from base 105 to 1679 and encodes 524 amino acids.
GGCGGACCUGAUCAUUGUCUUGCACACCUCUAAAAAAAACAGUGCCUCUGAUUUAUCAAUAUAAAACAGAUCCUCUGAGAGGAGGAGGAGGGCCUUGGUGUGUGAUGGCAACUUCACUUCUAGGGGAAGAACCCAGGUUGGGCUCGACUCCUCUGGCCAUGCUCGCGGCUACCUGCAAUAAGAUCGGCAGCCCCAGCCCGUCCCCGUCCUCCCUGUCGGACAGCGCGUCCUCCUUCGGCAAAGGCUUCCACCCCUGGAAACGCGCCGCCGCCGCCGCCUCCUCGGCCGCCAGCUGCAACGUGGUGGGCUCCGGCCUGUCGGGCUUCGGCGUGGCGGGCGCGUCGCGCGGCGCCGGCGGCUCGUCCUCGUCCGCAGCGGCGGCUGCUGCAGCGGCGGCGGCGGCGGCGGCCGCGCUGGUGUCGGACUCGUUCGGCUGCGGCGCCUCGCCGGGCUCCAGCGCCUUCUCGCUCACUUCCAGCAGCGCGGCCGCCGCCGCCGCCGCUGCCGCCGCCGCCGCCGCCUCGUCCGGCUCGCCCUUCGCCAACGACUACUCGGUGUUCCCCGCGCCCUCGGGGAGCGUCGGGGGCGGCGGCGGGGGCGGCGGGGGCGGCGGGGGCGGCGGCUCCGGCUCGUCCUCCGCGCACUCUCCAGACGGCGCGCACCAGCCCGUCUUCAUCUCCAAGGUGCACGCGUCGGUGGACGGGCUGCAGGGCAUCUACCCGCGCGUGGGCAUGGCGCACCCUUACGAGUCGUGGUUCAAGCCCUCGCACCCCGGCCUGGGCGCCGCGGGAGACGUGGGCGCCCCGGGCGCGCCGUCCAGCUGGUGGGACGUGGGCGCCGGCUGGAUCGACGUGCAGAACCCGAACGGCGCGGCGGCGGCGCUGCCCGGCUCGCUGCACCCGGCCGCGGGGGGUCUCCAAACUUCGCUGCACUCGCCCCUGGGCGGCUACAACUCGGAUUAUUCGGGCUUGAGCCACUCGGCCUUCAGCAGCGGCGCCUCCUCGCAUCUGCUCAGCCCGGCGGGGCAGCAUCUCAUGGAGGGCUUCAAGCCCGUGCUGCCCGGCUCCUACCCGGACUCGGCGCCGUCGCCCCUCGCCGGCGCGGGCAGCUCCAUGCUGGGCGCAGGGCCCGCGACGCCCGCGCUCGGAGGCUCCCCGCGCUCCUCGUCGGCCCGGCGCUAUUCCGGGAGGGCCACUUGCGACUGUCCCAACUGCCAGGAGGCUGAGCGUUUGGGGCCCGCCGGGGCCAGCCUGCGGCGCAAGGGCCUGCACAGCUGCCACAUUCCCGGCUGCGGCAAGGUGUACGGCAAGACGUCGCACCUGAAGGCGCACCUGCGCUGGCACACGGGCGAGCGGCCCUUCGUGUGCAACUGGCUCUUCUGCGGCAAGCGCUUCACGCGCUCCGACGAGCUGCAACGGCACCUGCGGACCCACACGGGCGAGAAGCGCUUCGCCUGCCCCGUCUGCAACAAGCGCUUCAUGCGCAGCGACCACCUGAGCAAACACGUCAAGACGCACAGCGGCGGCGGCGGCGGCGGCUCCGGCUCCGCUGGGUCGGGCAGCGGCGGCAAGAAGGGCAGCGACACCGACAGCGAGCACAGCGCCGCGGGCAGCCCGUCCUGCCACUCCCCGGAGCUGCUGCCGCCCCCCGAGGCCGGGCACCGGAACGGCCUGGAGUGA